Messenger RNA from Adelges cooleyi (spruce gall adelgid), 938 nucleotides. Its product is annotated as protein takeout-like. The record is from RefSeq and is a predicted model, not a curated record. The coding region runs from base 97 to 867 and encodes 256 amino acids. Lineage: Eukaryota; Metazoa; Arthropoda; Insecta; Hemiptera; Adelgidae. The transcript has 6 exons.
ACAAACAGCACACCGUUCAGCAAACACGUCUGAAUAGAUUUGCAUUCGUCUAUUGUAUCCUUGUUUUUGGAAAAAAUCCAACUCAACACUUUCGAGAUGCUGUCGACGGGUCGUAUCGCAACUCUGGUCUCUUUGCACUGCCUUCUGUACGUUUUCCAAACGGCUGGAUCGUCCGGCGCAGUCCAACUACCCAAUGGAUUCGUGACGUGCAAAAGGGCCGACCCCGAAGUGAACACUUGCAUCCAACGGGCGCUACAACGGUCGAUCCCCCAUUUGGUCAAAGGUAUUCCUCUUUUGGAUCUACUGCCAAUUGAACCAUUAUUCAUCACGCACAUGGAUAUCAACCAAUCGAGCGGUCCGUUAAUAAUCAAAUUAAACUUCAAAGAUUUAAACAUACACAGAUUGAGUUCCGUUAAGAUAAUAUCGUUGAAGUCAGAUAUUGAUAAAUUUACAUUCAAUAUCAAAGCGGAUUUCGACGAGCCGCUGGUAAUAGACGCUUUGUAUAAAGUUCAAGGUAAAAUCAUUAUCUUGCCAAUUAGAGGCGAAGGAAGAAGCAAUUUGACUUUAACUGGGGUAAAGGCAACGAUAGAAGCCAGAGGAAAGCCAAUUAUGAAAAACAACGAGAAAUACAUGGAGCUGGACUACUUAAACUUGAAAUUCAGUACUUCACAUUUACACGUUAAAUUAGACAAUCUAUUUAACGGAGAUAAAUUCUUAGGAAACAACAUGAAUCAGUAUUUAAACCGUAACUGGAGAGACAUUUUGAAGGAAGUCCAACCUGACGUCGAAGCUACACUCGGAAGUGCGUUCCAGUCGAUCGGUCACCAAUUUUUCUCAAAAUUACCAUACAACCAAAUAUUUAGAUAGUUAAAAAUGUUCUUAACGUUGAGCAUUUAUAUUGUAUUUUUUAUUAUUUAUUUAUUUUACCAUUUGAAAAU